Molecule: messenger RNA, 1556 nt
Organism: Poecilia latipinna (sailfin molly)
Lineage: Eukaryota; Metazoa; Chordata; Actinopteri; Cyprinodontiformes; Poeciliidae
Gene: atp2b4
Product: ATPase plasma membrane Ca2+ transporting 4
Exons: 5
Biological process (GO): regulation of cytosolic calcium ion concentration
Cellular component (GO): plasma membrane; postsynaptic density membrane; intracellular membrane-bounded organelle
Molecular function (GO): PDZ domain binding; ATP binding; P-type calcium transporter activity
Source: RefSeq, a predicted model, not a curated record
CCCAGCUGAGGCAGUAGCAGUGAGAGUGCAGCUUAGCUUGUCUCCACACACACACGCACACCUACACUCAUUCACACACACACACUCAUACACAUAAAGCACGCUGUUGUGGUGGCCGGUGCCCCACCGCAUGUGCCAUUCCAACAUCAUUUUAAGGUGGGAGGAUUUUCACAUCACAGUGCUGGUGGCGGUAACCUUUCAGCUGUUGAUGGGGAGGACCACCACGUAGAGACCGAGAGGCAACAAAGGCAAAAGCAGAAGAGCAGUAAUGGGAAGCCACACAUGGAGCGGGUCUGGACUGCAGCCGUGGUGAGCCUGAGAGCUACAGGACCUGAGACCAUCAUCAUUGCCCUCCUCAGGACCUAACCACUUGGGCUGUCCAGCACCUGGAUGCUCCCCAUUUGUGAUUUGCCACCCCCCUUUUCCUUCCCCUGUGCCGUUGCUCUCUUUCCUGGACUUUAGUUUUCUUUUUUUUUUUUCUUUUUUUUGUGUUAUUUUUCAUCUGUUAAAAUUUGCUUAACCUGAAACAGAGGCGUCUCAUCCUUGGAUUUUUUUUUUAUUUCUUUUUGUAAUAAUCUUUAUCCCCAAGAAUUACUUGCAUUUUCUUCUAUUUUUUUUUAGUCAUUAUUGCCUGCUUGAAAUUAUUUUUAGAUUUUUUUUUUUUUUUAUCAGACUGAGCUCUGUUGUGCAAUUUUUCUUCAAUAAGCAAUAACAAACACUAAUCCAACUGACUUGAAAGCUGACACCAUGGGGGACAUGUCCAAUAGCGAUUUUUAUGCCAAGAACCAAAGAAAUGAGGGCAACCAUGAGGCUGGCUUUGGUUGCUCUGUUAUGGAGCUGCGAUCGUUGAUGGAGCUUCGUGGCACAGAGGCAGUGGUCAAGCUCCAAGAGGACUAUGGGGCAGUGGAGGGACUGUGCAAGCGAUUGAAAACCUCACCCACUGAAGGUCUUGCAGGUGUUCAGACGGACCUGGACAAAAGAAAAGAACUAUUUGGUAAAAACCUGAUACCUCCAAAAAAGCCAAAAACAUUUCUACAGCUGGUAUGGGAAGCACUGCAGGAUGUCACCCUCAUCAUCCUGGAGAUCGCUGCUCUAAUCUCCCUGGGCCUCUCCUUCUACCACCCUCCUGGGCAGACCGGUGGAGAUGCAUGCGGUGCAGCAGCCGGUGGAGUGGAGGAUGAGGGUGAGGCAGACGCAGGCUGGAUCGAGGGCGCUGCCAUCCUCUUGUCCGUAGUGUGUGUGGUUCUGGUGACGGCCUUCAACGACUGGUCGAAGGAGAAGCAGUUCCGUGGACUGCAGAGCCGCAUCGAGCAGGAGCAGAAGUUUCAGGUGGUCCGUGGAAGCCAGGUCAUACAGCUGCCUGUUGCCGACAUUGUAGUUGGGGACAUUGCACAGAUUAAAUAUGGUGAUCUGCUUCCUGCUGAUGGAGUGUUGAUCCAGGGCAAUGACUUAAAAAUUGAUGAGUCAUCGCUGACUGGAGAAUCCGAUCACGUCAAGAAGUCCGCAGACAAGGACCCCAUGUUGUUAUCUGGUAUGUUUAUAACUUAUACUAGAUG